This is a messenger RNA of Selaginella moellendorffii, 2452 nucleotides long. Its product is annotated as pentatricopeptide repeat-containing protein At1g63400. The record is from RefSeq and is a predicted model, not a curated record. The coding region runs from base 20 to 2380 and encodes 786 amino acids. NCBI's taxonomy places the organism in Eukaryota, Viridiplantae, Streptophyta, Lycopodiopsida, Selaginellales, Selaginellaceae. Gene Ontology annotation, molecular function: protein binding. The transcript has a single exon.
GCUAUGCUUGCGAGGAAGCAUGGAGCGUGCCUUUCAGCUACUGGAGAUUAUGCCAGUUGCAAACUCUAGCGCCUACAACAUCGUCCUAGUGGCGCUUUGCAAGGCUGCCAGAGUGGACGAUGCCUUGGAGCUGGCGAGAACGAUGUCCGAGAAAAGAAUACCUCUCGCGGCCGGUUCUCUCGACGCUGUUCUUGUCGGGCUCAUGGAUUCCGGAAGGAUAGACGAGGCGCUGCAAGUUUACAGGGAGAACAGGAGUGAGCCUUGUCUCGUCACCUUGAACGUGCUUCUCGAAGGAUUUUGCUCGCGAGGACAAGUCGACAAGGCUCGCGAGCUUCUCAGAGCGAUGCCCGACGAGGAGUGUGCUCCCGACGAAGUGUCCUACUGCACGGUUUUGGACGGGCUUUGCAAGGCCGGUCGCGUCGAGGAGGCAGUCCGGCUGUUUGGUGACAGAGAACUUCCGUCUAGUUCUUCGAGUUCCUCGCCUCCAAGCCUCCGGGGAUACAAUAUCGUCAUCCUGGGACUGUGCCAGAACGAUAGAAUCGACGAGGCGGUCCAGAUGUUCGAGAAGAUGAACGAAAGAAACGUAUCACCGGAUAGCUGGAGCUAUGGUAUCCUCAUCGACGGCCUCGCCAAGGCAGGGAAACUUAACGACGCUCGCGACCUUUUCCAAAAGCUUCUACACUCGGGAGUGACUCCCUCGACGGUGGCCUACACGAGUCUCAUUCACGGGCUUUGCAUGGCCAACAGCUUCGACGAUGCUCGCGAGCUCUUCGCGGACAUGAACCGGAGAGGCUGCCCUCCAAGCCCGGUGACUUACAACGUUAUUAUCGACGCGAGCUGCAAGAGAGGAAUGCUGGAGGAGGCCUGCGACUUGAUCAAGAAGAUGAUAGAAGAUGGUCACGUCCCGGACGUGGUGACUUACAACACGGUCAUGGACGGGCUCUGCAAGUCCGGCCGAGUGGAAGAAGCUCUCCUCCUGUUCAACGAGAUGGAGCGCCUGGGCUGUACUCCAAACCGUCGCUCACACAACACUAUCAUCCUCGGCCUGUGCCAGCAGUCGAAGAUCGAUCAAGCCUGUCAAGUUUUCCACGAGAUGGAAGCGCGAGACAUACCACCGGAUAGCUGGAGCUAUGGAAUCCUCAUCGACGGCCUUGCCAAAGCUGGGAAGCUCAACGAGGCCUACAAGCUCUUCCGGAGGAUGCUCGACUCGGGCAUCACCCCCUCGGCCGUGACAUACAACGUUGUGAUCCACGGGAUGUGCUUGGCCUACACUCUGGACGAGGCACUGGAGCUCUUCAAGAGCAUGAGGAGCAAAGGCUGCCGCCCCAGCCGCUUCACCUUCAACAUCCUGAUCGACGCUCACUGCAAGAGAGGAAAGAUGGACGAGGCUUUCAGGCUGCUCAAGAGGAUGACCGACGAUGGCCACGUCCCGGACGUGGUGACUUACAGCACACUCAUCUCCGGGCUUUGCUCCAUCGCCAGAGUCGAUGAUGCCCGCCACCUUUUGGAAGACAUGGUGAAGAGGCAGUGCAAGCCGACGGUGGUGACGCAAAACACGCUGAUUCACGGGCUGUGCAAGGCGGGCCGGAUCAAAGAAGCUCGAGAGGUGCUAGACGCGAUGGUUUCCAGCGGGCAGUCCCCGGACGUGGUGACUUACAACACGCUCGUCCACGGGCAUUGCCGGGCGGGGCAAACGGAGAGAGCCCGGGAGCUCCUCUCGGACAUGGUCGCCCGGGGGCUUGCUCCAAACGUGGUGACUUACACUGCGCUCGUCUCGGGGCUUUGCAAGGCCAACCGGCUUCCGGAAGCUUGCGGGGUGUUCGCGCAGAUGAAGAGCUCCGGCUGCGCUCCAAACUUGUUCACGUACACUGCGCUGAUACUCGGGUUUUGCUCCGCGGGUCAGGUCGAUGGAGGGCUCAAGCUCUUCGGGGAGAUGGUCUGCGCAGGGAUCUCUCCCGACCACGUCGUGUAUGGGACACUGGCAGCGGAGCUUUGCAAGAGCGGCAGGAGUGCUCGGGCACUGGAGAUACUCCGCGAGGGGCGAGAGAGCUUGCGGAGCGAGGCGUGGGGUGACGAAGUGUAUCGCUUUGCCGUGGAUGGUUUGCUCGACGCAGGGAAGAUGGAGAUGGCGCUGGGGUUUGUGAGGGAUAUGGUACGAGGUGGGCAGCUCCCGGCUCCGGAGAGGUGUGCUAGUUUGGUGGCGGGGCUUUGUAAAUCGGGGCAGGGAGGAGAGGCCCGAGCGGUGCUGGAGGAGAUUAUGGACUUGGCGUAUGGUGGAAAGGCACGAGGCAAAGCGGCCAAGUUUGUGGAAGAGAUGGUUGGCAAAGGAUAUGAGAUUGAAGAUGGAGUUUUGAAGCCUCUACUCUCUACAUUGAAGUAAAUUAUUUCUAGGUUUAAAGUUUAACAUGAUACCAGAAUUCAUUUUUAUUGAAUAUCCUGAAGUUAUAUAUUA